AUGGAAAGAACGUCGGCGUAUUUUGACCUCAUAAUUAGUGUACGAGCAGCUAAAUUUGAAUCAAUUCAGUUGACAUCGAAAAAAACCGCAUUCCUUGAUACCCUGUUGUCGAUGAUGCAUGAAGAGCAGUUGACAAUGGACGAUAUUCAAGAGGAAGUUGAUACCUUCAUGUUCGAAGGACAUGACACGACCACCGGUGGUCUUAAGUUUGCCAUGUUUCUUAUUGCACUACAUCCAAAUGUACAACAAAAAUUGCACGAUGAAAUGGAUACAAUAUUCCGUAAGGUCUAUAUGUACAGGUGGGAAUACACUGUACUAAAUUUUUAUGUUACCGGUGAUAACAAUAAAAGAGACUGUACCAUAGACGACCUAAAACGAAUGCAUUAUUUAGAAUGUGUAAUUAAAGUAUGCACGACACUUUUUUAUUUAAAAUCAAGAGCUAAGUAGAAUAAUCCUUUAGGAAUCCAUGCGACUAUUACCAUCAGUGCCAUUCGUUAGUCGAGAACACAGUGGGCAUUUUUUGCUAGAGCAGGCGGACUUUAGCUUUACGAGUGAACUAAAAUUUCAUGAACCAUUUUUUUAUAGGUUUUUCAUGAUCCUCUUUCUAAUGCCAUGAGAGUUGGGUUUUGUGAAAGUUUUCUAAGGAUUUUUCCAGACAUCCGAUCUUUCGAAAACACUUCAGAAAACUUUCUCAAUAUUUAAAAACGAUGCUACUGGAAAGAUCAUUGUCGAAAACCUAUAAGAAACAUGUUUCGAGUCGUUCAGGUUCCUUUAUCUUGAAAUUCAAAUUUUCAGCACGAAAUUGUUUGUGUGAAUCUCAAAAACUAAGAAAUUUCUAGAAUUCAAAAUCGAGCGACCGAAACUAGAUGAGUUAUACACCAUUCGAUGCAGUUUUUUAUGCUGAUUCCGAAUAUGAUAUUAUUUUUGAGUAAGAGUGAUUACUGAACAGAGAAAACCUUGAAAUAUUGCGAAAACCGUACGGGUU
This is a messenger RNA of Didymodactylos carnosus, 985 nucleotides long. The record is from the annotation of a GenBank genome assembly. NCBI's taxonomy places the organism in Eukaryota, Metazoa, Rotifera, Eurotatoria, Philodinida, Philodinidae.